Messenger RNA from Lathyrus oleraceus (garden pea), 1930 nucleotides. RefSeq names its product ammonium transporter 1 member 1. The coding region runs from base 121 to 1629 and encodes 502 amino acids. Gene Ontology annotation, cellular component: plasma membrane. The record is from RefSeq and is a predicted model, not a curated record. The transcript has 2 exons. NCBI's taxonomy places the organism in Eukaryota, Viridiplantae, Streptophyta, Magnoliopsida, Fabales, Fabaceae. Gene Ontology annotation, biological process: ammonium transmembrane transport; ammonium homeostasis. Gene Ontology annotation, molecular function: ammonium channel activity.
UCGCACUUGCCACUUACGAAUAAUCUCUUUCUAUAUAUUCACACAAUUAUUACAUAAUCCAUCAUCAAUAGAACGCGCUUUUCUUUCCAAGUAACUUCCGUUACUCACCUACCUACCAACAUGUCGCUGCCGGAAUGUUCAGCUACACAACUAGCGCAGCUCAUCGGUCCCAACGCUACAAACGCCGUAGCCGCCGCUGAUUUCAUCUGCAGCCAGUUUACAGCGGUGGGAAAAAGGUUCGUUGACACACAAUACGCGGUGGAUAACACAUAUCUUCUAUUCUCAGCUUAUCUUGUUUUCUCUAUGCAACUUGGUUUCGCUAUGCUCUGUGCCGGUUCAGUUCGAGCCAAAAACACCAUGAACAUCAUGCUUACAAACGUUCUAGACGCCGCCGCCGGUGGGCUGUUUUACUAUCUCUUCGGUUUCGCCUUUGCCUUCGGUGGACCUUCAAACGGUUUCAUCGGAAAACAUUUCUUCGGCCUCAAAGACGUUCCGUCAGAAGCUUUUGAUUACAGUUAUUUUCUUUAUCAGUGGGCUUUCGCCAUAGCAGCCGCCGGCAUCACCAGCGGCUCUAUAGCAGAACGAACACAGUUUGUUGCUUAUCUUAUUUACUCCUCCUUUCUCACUGGCUUUGUUUACCCUGUUGUUUCUCAUUGGUUUUGGUCUAGUGAUGGUUGGGCUAGCGCAACCAACACAAAUAACCUCUUGUUUAGCACCGGAGUCAUCGAUUUCGCUGGCUCCGGUGUUGUUCAUAUGGUUGGUGGUAUUGCUGGUCUUUGGGGAGCGCUUAUUGAAGGUCCGCGAAUUGGAAGAUUCGAUCAUAACGGUCGAGCUGUCACUCUUCGCGGACACAGCGCUUCUCUAGUUGUUCUGGGAACUUUCAUGCUUUGGUUUGGUUGGUAUGGUUUCAACCCUGGCUCCUUCACCAAGAUUCUAAGCUCUUAUGAGUCAGGUACUUAUUAUGGUCAAUGGAGUGCGGUGGGUAGAACGGCGGUGACGACAACACUGGCAGGAUGUACGGCGGCGUUGACUACACUUUUCGGGAAAAGAAUUCUCUCCGGUCACUGGAACGUUACCGAUGUGUGCAACGGACUAUUAGGCGGAUUCGCGGCAAUAACCGCCGGGUGUUCCGUGGUUGAGCCAUGGGCAGCGAUAGUAUGUGGAUUUAUCGCCGCGGUGGUUCUGAUCUCGUGUAACGUACUCGCGGAAAAGGUGCGUUACGAUGAUCCAUUAGAAGCAGCGCAGCUUCACGGAGGAUGUGGCGCGUGGGGUAUAAUAUUCACCGCUUUGUUUGCUAAAAAGGAGUAUGUGAACCAGGUUUACCCGGGUAAACUGGACCGACCCUAUGGGCUAUUUAUGGGUGGUGGAGGGAAGUUAUUAGGGGCACACGUGAUUCAAAUUUUGGUUAUUAUUGGUUGGGUCAGUGCAACCAUGGGUCCUCUUUUCUUUGCUUUGAAUAAAAUGAAGUUGUUAAGGAUCUCAGCUGAAGAUGAACUUGCGGGUAUGGAUCUGACCCGACAUGGUGGUUUUGCUUAUGAAGAUGAGACACAUAAACAUGGGAUUCAUUUGAGGAAAAUUGAUCAUAACUCUUCUUCUACUCCCACUCCCACUCCCACCACAGAUUUGUGAUAACGAUGAUAAUAAUAAUUGAAUUUCAUUUUGUAUUUUUCUUACUUUAAGUUUUUUAUUUAUAUUUUCUAGAUUAGAUUUGUACGGACAUUGUAAUUUUGAUUUUUAUUGGUCGUACAUUACUUUGUGCUAAAGGAUCCAAUUGGAGAUGUUAUAAAAGUUUGGGUGGGUAGUUGUUUGUUGACUAAUGGCAAGUUUGAAAUGACAAGUGGCAGUAAAAAUAUUGGCUCUAGUUCUAGGAAAAUGUUUCGGUGGUUCCUGUGUUCUAUCGUUAGAAUAUUAUGAAGGAGUUUGUGAUGUA